Messenger RNA from Fulvia fulva, 2205 nucleotides. RefSeq names its product DNA replication licensing factor mcm5. The transcript is spliced from 4 exons. Gene Ontology annotation, cellular component: nucleus; MCM complex. Lineage: Eukaryota; Fungi; Ascomycota; Dothideomycetes; Mycosphaerellales; Mycosphaerellaceae. Gene Ontology annotation, biological process: double-strand break repair via break-induced replication; DNA replication initiation; DNA replication. Bases 1 to 2205 code for a protein of 734 amino acids. The record is from RefSeq and is a predicted model, not a curated record. Gene Ontology annotation, molecular function: 3'-5' DNA helicase activity; single-stranded DNA helicase activity; single-stranded DNA binding.
AUGGAUCGCCAAUCAGUGUACACGCUCAGUCUGUUCGGCGAGUCCCAGGGCAAUGGAGAAGAGAGCGUGAAGCAGCAAGAGAAGGAGAUUGUCAAGUUUGUGCUGGAGUUCCACCUCGACGGUGUAUACAUCUAUCGUGAUCAAAUACGGGAGAAUGUGCUGUCAAAGCAAUACUACUGCGACAUCGACAUUGAACAUCUGAUUGCAUUCAACGCAGACCUUGCAGACAGACUGAACAACGAGCCCGCAGAUGUCAUCCCAAUCUUUGAACGAGCGCUCAAGACAUGCACACAACGUAUCCUCUACCCGUCCCGAAGCGCAGAGGAUCUCGACCUCGCAAAAGCUCUCCCUGAGCACCAACUCCUUGUCCACUCCUCCGUCUCACAGACUUCGAUCCGUGGCCUUACAGCAACCAACGUCUCACACCUUGUGCGCAUACCCGGCAUCGUCAUCGGCGCCAGCACUCUGAGCUCGAAAGCGACUAAGCUACACAUCCAGUGCAGAAAUUGCCAGCACGAGGACAACAUUGCAGUUACAUCCGGCUUCACAGGAGUCACAUUACCGAGGACGUGCUCGAGACAAAAGGACCCGAACGAUGGCAGCGAGAAGUGUCCGCUUGAUCCCUACUUUGUGGUGCACGAGAAGUCUCAAUUCAUCGACCAGCAAGUUUUGAAGCUGCAAGAGGCACCAGAUGAUGUACCUGUGGGUGAGCUACCACGUCACAUCCUCGUCUCAGCGGAUCGAUACCUCGCGAACAGAGUUGUACCAGGUUCGAGAUGUGUCAUAAUGGGUGUGUUCAGCAUUUACGCCAGCCAAAAGAACAGUAAGAACAAGGGAGCCGUGGCGAUCAGAAAUCCAUACUUGCGAGCGAUAGGCCUACAAACAGAUCUCUCGCACAAUCAGGCAGGUGGCAUGGGUAUUCAAUUCAGUGAAGAGGAGGAGCAGGAGUUUCUGGACAUGUCUCGCAGGCCAGACAUCUACACUGUCUUUGCUGACUGCGUUGCGCCCUCCAUCUAUGGAAACAACGAUAUCAAGAAAGCCAUCACAUGUCUGCUCAUGGGCGGAAGCAAGAAGAUCUUACCAGACAACAUGAAGCUGCGUGGAGAUAUCAACGUGCUUCUGCUCGGAGAUCCUGGAACAGCCAAGUCGCAACUGCUGAAGUUUGUUGAGAAAUGCUCCCCAAUCGCAGUGUACACGUCUGGAAAGGGUUCAUCUGCAGCAGGUUUGACUGCAAGUGUGCAGCGAGAUACCAACACGCGCGAGUUCUACCUCGAAGGUGGUGCAAUGGUGCUUGCCGACGGCGGUGUGGUGUGUAUCGACGAAUUCGACAAGAUGCGAGACGAAGACAGAGUGGCCAUCCACGAAGCCAUGGAGCAGCAGACGAUUUCCAUUGCCAAAGCCGGUAUUACAACAAUCCUGAACUCCCGAACGUCAGUCCUCGCAGCUGCCAACCCAAUCUUCGGCCGAUACGACGAUCUAAAGACACCUGGCGAGAACAUCGACUUCCAGACCACCAUCCUGUCCCGUUUCGAUCUGAUCUUCAUCGUCCGAGACGACCACGACCGGAAUCGCGAUGAGACCAUCGCGAAGCACGUCAUGGGCAUCCACAUGGGCGGUCAAGGAGUUCAGGAGACUGUCCACGCUGAAAUCCCAGUCGAGAAGAUGAAGCGAUACAUUAGCUACGCCAAGUCACGAUGCGCGCCUCGUCUGUCCGCUGAAGCGGCAGAGAAGCUCUCGUCACACUUUGUCAGUAUUCGACGGCAAGUCGCCAGGGCGGAGCAAGACGCGAACCAGAGAUCGAGUAUUCCAAUCACGGUUCGUCAGCUGGAAUCGCUGGUACGUAUCGCAGAGUCUUUGGCCAAGAUCGAGCUUCAGCCCAUCGCCACAGAGAAGCACGUCGAUGAAGCCAUCCGACUAUUCUUGGGCAGCACAAUGGAUGCUGUGAUGAGCGCUGGUGGCGACACAUCUGCCCUCGGCAUGGGCGGCAAUCGCGAACUGGUCGAAGAGGUACACAAAGUGGAAGAUGAGCUGAGGAGAAGAUUACCCAUCGGCUACACGUCAUCCCUGGCAACACUACGCCGCGAAUUCGUCGAGCGGAAGAACUACAGCGAGCAAUCUCUCAACCGUGCUCUGCAGGUCCUAGUACGGAGAGAAAGCGUCCAGUUGCGAAGAGGAGGCACAUUGGUGCACCGCAGCGGUGUAUAG